AUGACAGGUGGCGGAUUUGCCCUAUAUCAAUCUGGAACGCUGUUCCAGCAGACCUCUUUUCCCCUGGGACCGAACAAAGAGGUCUUUGAUACCGAAGCUGAAGCAGCUCUAGCUGGAGUUAAAGCAGCCCUUAAACUAGGUACUGCUCGGUUUGCUACCAACCUCUGGGUCUGUCUAGAUAACCUGGAGGUAGCUACAUGUCAACCAGAGACGGCCAACACUACACGUCUCCUUUCACCUUUCACGGGCUCUUCCCAAGGAGUCUUCGAAUCCAUCCAAGCCCUAGCCCAGACCUGGCUGACACGAGAGAGAUUCUCAUAUACUAAUGGUGGCUUUGUACGGGUCUGCUGGGUUCCCGGUCACACACAGAUCCCUAAGAAUGAGACAGCUGAUCAAGCUGCAAAGAAGGGUGCUACCAUGGAUCCUCCUUCUUCAAGCAAACGCUCAUGCCCUGCAGAGCUAAAGCUCCCAAGGCCGCUUCUAGCACGAAUCCUAGCUGCUCGUACGGGCCACGGAGACUUUGCAGCCUAUCACGAACGGUUCAAUCAUGAAGACGCACAACUUCUCUGCCGCUGCGGUGCAAGGAAAACCUCAGUUCACUUCCUCUUCUACUAUAUCGCGAAGAGACGCCUGCCUCGACCCCCAGGUCCUCCCUCCGAGACAAUCCCCUUCUUAUUAGGCACCCCGAAGGGCGCGGCCAAGUUGGCUGCUUAG
Molecule: messenger RNA, 714 nt
Organism: Aspergillus affinis
Lineage: Eukaryota; Fungi; Ascomycota; Eurotiomycetes; Eurotiales; Aspergillaceae
Product: ribonuclease H family protein
Exons: 3
Coding region: 1-714 (237 amino acids)
Molecular function (GO): nucleic acid binding
Source: RefSeq, a predicted model, not a curated record